CUAAAACUCCAUAUGAGUUAUGGACGGGAAGGAAACCUAGUCUACGGUACCUAAAAGUGUGGGGUUGUCCGGCUGAAGCAAAAGUGUAUAAUCCUCAAUUGAAGAAACUUGACAUGAGAACCAUUAGUUGUUCCUUCAUUGGCUAUCCCGAAAGAUCUAAGGGAUAUAGGUUUUAUUGCCCAUCUCACACUACCCGAAUUGUCGAGACUCGACAUGCUGAAUUCCUUGAGAAUACUAACAUUAGUGGGAGUAGUGAUGGUUCAAACACUAAUGAUGAACUUCAAGAGGGUACUGGAAUGAAUCCACUUAUUAUACUGCCCAUUCCACCUAACUCACCACUUGAAGAUCAUAGUGAGAGUCAUACGCCUCAUAAUAAUGAUGCAACAAGUCAAGAGGCGAAUGAAACUCCAAUAAAUGUUGAACCAACUCCACCUGUUUCUAAUGAAAUUCCAGAAAAUCAGCAAUCUCUAAGGAGAUCUCAAAGGGUGAGACGCCCCACAAAUUUUGACGAAUAUUUGAUAUAUUUAAAUGAAGAAGCCGACUUUGAUUUAGGGAAAGUCGUUGACCCUAUAUCUUUCCUUGAUGCCAUUAAUUGUGACCAAUCGAUUCAUUGGAAAGAAGCUAUGAAUGAAGAACUUCUUUCCAUGGAGAAGAACAAUGUUUGGGAACUUGUUGAAUUACCAAAGGGUCAUAAGCCCGUUGGAAGCAAGUGGGUCUUUAAAACUAAAUUAGAUCCAAAUGGAAACAUUGAAAGAUACAAAGCAAGAUUGGUUGCUAAGGGCUACACUCAAAGGGAAGGUGUAGAUUAUCAAGAGACCUUUUCACCUGUCUCUCGAAAGGACUCCCUAAGGGUCGUUAUGGCUUUAGUAGCUCACUUUGAUCUUGAGUUACAUCAAAUGGACGUCAAAACAGCCUUCUUAAAUGGAGAUUUACACGAAGAUGUUUAUAUGAUACAACCAGAAGGUUAUGUUUCUAAGGGUCAAGAACAUCUAGUGUGUAAACUCAAGAAGUCUAUUUAUGGGCUCAAGCAAGCGUCUCGACAAUGGUACCUCAAAUUUGAUGAAGUCAUGAAAUCAAAUGGCUUCAUUAAAAACAAAGUAGAUCAAUGCACUUAUCUCAAAAUGAGUGGGAGCAAAUUCAUCAUACUUGUGUUAUAUGUUGAUGACAUCUUAUUAGCAAGUAGUGAUCUGGAUUUAUUGCAUGAAACAAAACGCUUAUUAUUUGGCCAUUUUGACAUGAAAGAUUUAGGUGAAGCUUCUUAUGUUAUAGGCAUUGAAAUUCACCGAGAUCGAGUCAAAGGGACGUUAGGUUUGUCUCAAAAGGCAUACAUUGAGCGUAUUUUAGAACGUUUUAACAUGCAACAAUGCUCUC
Cuscuta epithymum is the source of this 1371-nucleotide messenger RNA. The record is from the annotation of a GenBank genome assembly. NCBI's taxonomy places the organism in Eukaryota, Viridiplantae, Streptophyta, Magnoliopsida, Solanales, Convolvulaceae.